GUUAUGGCGGCUGUUUAGAACAAGAACCGACACGAUGUGAGAGAAUAACAUUGGGAUUUAAUGCCCAUUUCUGAGAAAAGGGAAAGAUGGAUAUCAAACUUGAGGUAUUAGCCUCAAGUAGCAUAAAGCGUAAUAAGCCUUGGCCUAAAAUACAAUGGAUUGGACAGGAGCACGAGAGUUUGUUUAUGCUAGAUAAUGAGUUCCACAGAAUCAGUGUACUCUAUGUACCAUCAGGAAAAACAAAGAAGAAAGUACCAAGAUUGUCUACAUUAGUGGACAGCACAAUAUGUGUUGGAACUACAAGAGAUGGGGCUUAUUUGAUUGGACUGACUCACCAUGGUGACAUAUUCUUUUGGCACAAAGACAGAGACAUUCUCAAGACCAUCCGUGGCCUUGCUGGCAUAGUUUCAUCUGAGGAACUUCAACAAGAGCCAUGCAGACUGUUUGCCUCAGUAGACUGUCAGUACUUUCUACUAGUCAUUGGAACACAGAAUGUUUUUGUCUGGAAGACCGAACAGAGUGAAGAUAUCUUGGAGUCCAAACUUCCAGAAGUCCAGGGGUCAUGGAACAAAGUUGCUAUUCCAAACAACAUAGAUAUUCCAGCAUCUUGUGUAGAAUGUGCUGAGUGUUCUAUAGAUGCUGUGUUUUUUAACCAUGAGAGUCUGGGGAACUGCUGUCAGAUGUCAGUGGUGUAUAAUAAGGAACAGAGCCUGUGUAUCGUCUCCCUUCUGCUGCGGUUUGGUACAGCUGCUGACUUCUACUCCAGCAAGUCAGCACCAUUCCAGGUGGAAUGGACUGUGAUCCAGUACCCUUUCAAACACAUCCAUCCCUCAUAUGAGCCAAUUCAGUCCAGAGGAGCUUAUGUCAACUGUUAUGCUAACAAUGGUCAGGUAGUGGCGGUAGCAGCUAACCAGAACACACCAGGCCACAGUAGCAUGUUGUUUGUAUCUCCCCUCACAGACACUGUCAUGGUGUCCGAGAUGAAGGGAUGUGGGGUCAGAGAUCGCUAUUCUAAGAUGGGAAG
This is a messenger RNA of Pecten maximus, 1024 nucleotides long. Its product is annotated as ciliogenesis and planar polarity effector 1-like. The annotation marks the transcript as partial. The record is from RefSeq and is a predicted model, not a curated record. Lineage: Eukaryota; Metazoa; Mollusca; Bivalvia; Pectinida; Pectinidae. The transcript has 7 exons.